AUGGAUAUCAAGGCAGGAAAUGACUCAGCGAUGGCUUCAAUAAAACCUAAUACUUCGAAGAAACUGGGUGAACUGUUCCGAAAUACAGGCGAGACAAUUGCUUCUAUCAGAGUGUCUUCCCUAGUGACCGAUAGCACCAAUGAGCGUGUCACAAUUACAGAGUACAAGCAUGUUACGUCCUUCAACUUCUUGAAUACAAUUCCGCUUACCAUCAUGGUCCCCGGCUCUCCACCAAUAUGGUCACCACCCGCUAUGCCAGUUAAUAUACAACCGGAUGUGAUUAAUAGCAAAAUGGUUAGGAAAGCAGAACGUCAAGCGCAGAGAUCAUCGAUCGCGCCAGUCUUUGCUGCUCUUUCUGUUAACAUUGCUGACACAUCUUUCCUCCCAUCCACGGAUCUCAUCACCGAUCGUAACAGUCUUCGAAAGUUGCUGGCCUUUGUCAAUGGACGUGUUGAGCAAAUCUGGAAAAUCGAUGUCGAGCUGGUGCGAAACACAAUGGUCAUUACGCAGAACACGGAAGGUAUUCCUAGACACCAUCCUGGGGGUUACGGUGUUUCAUUUGAAAAAGCAUUUUUGAAAUACUCCGACGAAUUCAAGAGAAGCAGAGAGCAUAAUCGUGUGGCUGUUUACAAAAUUGGGGGGAUGAAUUGGAUGGUAGGAUUUGAGGUUGACGGAUGUUAUGGUGUGCAAGGUAGAGAGGGACUUUCACAGAAACUACAAACCUUGAAUCUUAAUCCGACAAUCGAUGUGCAAAGUUCAGAUGGACUUCAAAAGAGCCCAGACACAUUGAACCUUAAUCCAAAAACCCAAACAACUUACCCAGGCAUCAGGAUAAUUAAAACAGGAACCGAGAUUUCCACUCUUCCUUUAUUGGAAGUCAAGACUGCGAAAAUGGGAAGAUCUCCACCUCGAGCUAAAUUGAUGCCCCAGCUCUAUUUCUCCCAAACAAAACAUCUUAUUGUGGCAAAUUACGACGGAGGAACUUUCGACGAAGCACACAUCACUGAAACGGACAAGACCGAAGAUAUGCGAGAGUGGGAGGAAGAAAACCAGGAGAAGUUGCAGAAAUUGUUACAUCUAAUUAGCAGUAUAAGGGAUAUAGUCAAUGGAACCGAGGGAAAAAAAGCAGUGUUGUUGUGCGAGCGAGGAAAGAAGAAUUUAAUUCGCGUCCUUGAACAAAAAGGGAAGGGGCUUCAGUUAGAGGAAAAGUUUGUAACUCAAUUGUGGGGACCGCCGAUUAUAGGGUAG
This is a messenger RNA of Sclerotinia borealis F-4128, 1248 nucleotides long. NCBI's taxonomy places the organism in Eukaryota, Fungi, Ascomycota, Leotiomycetes, Helotiales, Sclerotiniaceae. The record is from the annotation of a GenBank genome assembly.